Procambarus clarkii (red swamp crayfish) is the source of this 3169-nucleotide messenger RNA. The record is from RefSeq and is a predicted model, not a curated record. Lineage: Eukaryota; Metazoa; Arthropoda; Malacostraca; Decapoda; Cambaridae.
ACACAGUGAGUUUCACUUCUCUGUUUCAGUCUGCGAGGUGGCUGAGCUUUUGAGUGCUCUGUCCACCAAUAUGGCGGCCCGCGCAAACCAGGAUCGCGAGGCCGCCCUCCUCCCCGCCCGCGUACGCCCAUCGCUCCCUAACCUCGCCUCUACUCCUGCGGGCGUGGGCGCCUCCGCUCUCUCCACCACCAUCCACGUCACCGAGAACCCCCUGGCCGCGCCUUCCACCAAGACGCACAAGGGCAAGGCUGACAGCAAGUUACCUCCGCUCACCACCACCACCAACGCCUCUAUCACCACCACUACCGUCAACGCCACCUCCAAUUCCACCUCCAACGAUGCCUCCCCGAACUCUGACUCCAAGCCCAAUCUCCCCUUGUCCGAUUCGUCUCGCCCCGACGUGACGCAAUGUGAUCAGAGCAAGGCUACAGCCACCACCCUGCCGCCCACCGCCCUGCCGCCCACCGUCCUGCCGCCCACCACCUCGCCCAACUCCGACCCGCCGCCACCCUACCAGCUCGCCAGCGACAAAGUCCCCCAGUGCCCGAAGUGGACGGAGAACGAGCCGGAGCGGGACACCUGGGGCAAGAAGGUGGAGUUCCUGCUGGCCGUGGUGGGCUUCGCUGUCGACCUCGGCAACGUCUGGAGGUUCCCCUACAUCUGUUACCAGAACGGCGGAGGGGCCUUCCUGGUGCCGUACGUGAUCAUGCUGGUGUUUGGGGGACUUCCACUGUUCUUCAUGGAGCUGGCGCUUGGUCAGUACCACCGUAGUGGCUGUCUCACUGUCUGGCGUCGCAUCUGUCCCAUGCUCAAAGGCAUCGGGUACGCCAUCUGCAUCAUCGACCUGUACAUGGCUAUGUACUACAACACCAUCCUGGCGUGGAGCGUGUACUACCUGGUGGCCUCCUUCGGGAGCGAGCUGCCCUGGACCUCGUGUGACAACGACUGGAACACCCCAAACUGUACCCUCACUGCCAACGUCCACAACGCCACUGACAAGUCCUCCACCGUCUCCCCUGCCAAGGAGUUCUUCAGGAAGGAGGUGCUGGAGGUCGACAAGUCAACGGGACUCGGGGACCUCGGGCCGGUCAAGGGCUCCCUGGCUCUCUGCCUCUUCUCAGUCUUCGUCCUCGUCUACUUCUCCCUCUGGAAGGGAGUCAAGUCUAGUGGAAAGGCAGUGUGGGUGACGGCGCUGAUGCCGUACGUGGUGCUGCUGAUCCUGCUGGUGCGAGGCGUCACCCUGCCGGGGGCCACCAGCGGCAUCCUCUACUACCUCACUCCGCGCUUCCAAAUGCUCGAUAAACCCAAGGUCUGGGUCGACGCCGCCACCCAGAUCUUCUUCAGUCUGGGACCUGGUUUUGGCACCCUGCUGGCCCUCUCCUCCUACAACAAGUUCCACAAUAACUGCUACAGGGACGCGCUGCUGACCUCCUCCAUCAACUGUCUGACCAGCUUCUUAGCGGGGUUCGUGAUCUUCUCAGUCUUGGGCUACAUGGCACACGUCCAGAACAAGGACAUCUCUGAGGUCGGCGAGGAAGGUCCCGGGCUGGUGUUCACGGUGUAUCCUGAAGCCAUAGCCACAAUGACCGGUUCAGUCUUCUGGUCCAUCAUCUUCUUCCUUAUGCUCAUUACGCUCGGUCUGGACAGCACCUUCGGGGGCCUGGAGGCGAUGAUCACCGGCCUCUGUGAUGAGUACCCUCGCCUCCUAGGUCGCCACAGGGAGAUCUUCGUGCUGUGUCUCCUCAUCUUCAUCUACGUCUGCGCCCUGCCCACCACCACCUACGGCGGCAUGUACAUCGUGGACCUGCUGAACAUCUUCGGAACAGGGAACCCCAUCUUGUUCAUUGUGUUCGUGGAAGCGACGGCUGUCUGCUGGUUCUACGGCGCCGAGCGGUUCGCCGACGAUAUCGAGAAGAUGCUGGGGUUCCGUCCCGGGCGGUUCUGGAUCGUCUGCUGGAAGUUCAUCUCCCCGACUUUCAUCUUCGUGCUGUUCGUGUGCUCGUUUGCGCUGGGUGACGGGGCGGCGUACCUCAACCUCCCGCCGUGGGCUGUGGUCUUGGCCUGGGUCCUCACCUGCUCCUCCAUCGUCUGCAUCCCUCUCUACAUCAUCUACAUGUUCAUCAUCACCCCGGGCACCUUCAAGGAGCGCAUCAAAGCCAUGAUCAAGCCUGAGGAGUACAACCCACCACAGCUCAGCCAGAUCAACUCCAAUUACGGAACACAUGUUUAAGUCCCCCCACCACCAUCACCACCAUCACCAUGCACCAUAAGACUCGUCUCAAUCUCAACAAUGGAACACACACCUGUUUCAGUCUCCCACCACCAUAACCUUCCUCCCUAUCCCCACUACUAUCACAAAUUUUGAUGUCUCAAUUCGAUAUGGUUAGGUAUAAAUAGGAGCGGUGCGUAUGGGGGCAAUUUUACGGGCUAUUCAUGCCCGUGCCACCUCUUAUGUGGCUUAAUCGUCAUCAAUCAAUGGGGCAAUAGGCAUUCAACAAUUUACGUUAUCCUCAUGUGGCCCUAUCCGUGGUAGAGCACACUAACAGAGCCUAUGUAUAGGCUUUAACACAUCCUGGAAGGCUAAAUAUUUAAGUUAUGUGUACAACUGCGGUCCAGUGUUGACCAGCAUAAUACCAUACACAAAAUGAUGAGCCAUCAAAAGACGCUAUACUCCUUGGAAGGUGAAUUGAGUCAAUUUCUAAUAAUCAACAAAUAACUUAACCCAAACAUGUGUGAAGAAACUGAAGACAUUUCGAUCCGUCCGUAAUCAGGUCGGGGUCCUAAAACGGGACGAAACGUCACCUUCCCUUCUUGUCACGUGUGUGGGGUGGUGUCCAACCACACUAUUGUGACCUAAUAACUCUUCCAGUGAUAAGUGUGCUUCUCUUCUACGGACCCCACCACCAUCCCCUCUCUUCCCACCCAAACACUUUAUGAUCCUCUUGUUGAGACAAACGUGGUGUAAUGUGAUACCUCCCAGCCCCAGACUGUCAUGUUAUCCACCCAAAACGGUUAUCUCCUCUCCUGUGGGAUGUAUCCUAGGGAAUGUCAACCUUGGCACGCCUCUAUAAGCCUAAAAAGGCUUCCUGUCCCAGACUAUUUAUUUAUUUAUAUGCAGGCGAUGAGUCACAAUAACGUGGCUGAAGUAUGUUGACCAGACACACACUAG